GUCGAAAGCUGCUCUUCUGGUUAUGCUAAACCCCGGAAACACCAGGAAGAUGAGAGACAGUGCUCUCAGUAUUUCAUUUGUUUGCUGUUCAAAAAGACAUUAGAGAGUUAAUCUGUCACGUUCAACCACGAUGGCUGCGUCAGCUAUUUUUAUUUUGGACCUAAAAGGCAAGGUCCUAAUAUGUCGGAAUUAUAUGGGAACCAUCGACAUGGGGGAGAUCGAUCACUUCAUGCCCAUCCUAAUGAAGAGGGAGGAGGAAUCGGAGCUCUCCCCGGUCCUCAGCCAUGGAUCAACCCAUUUCCUCUGGAUUAAGCACACCAACCUCUACUUGGUUGCACUGACGAAGAAGAACUCCAAUGCAGCCCUUGUGUAUUCAUUUCUCUACAAAAUAGUUGAGGUUUUCACAGAGUACUUCAAGGUGGUGGAGGAGGAGAGCAUCCGGGAUAACUUUGUGACGGUCUACGAACUCAUGGAUGAGGUCAUGGACUUUGGCUUCCCACAGACGACAGAGAGUAAAAUCUUGCAGGAGUAUAUCACCCAGCGGGGCCAUAAGCUGGAGAUAGGAGCUCCGCGACCCCCCGCCACCGUCACCAACGCCGUGUCAUGGAGGUCAGAGGGCAUCAAGUACCGCAAGAAUGAGGUCUUCAUGGACGUCAUUGAAUCUGUCAACCUGCUGGUCAGUGCCACGGGCAGUGUGCUGCGCAGUGAGAUCCUGGGCUCCAUCAAGCUGAAAGUCAUCCUGUCCGGCAUGCCCGAGCUGCGCCUGGGCCUCAACGACAAAGUGCUCUUCGAAAUCACGGGCCGGGAGAAGAGCAAGGCAGUGGAGCUCGAGGACGUGAAGUUCCACCAGUGUGUACGUCUGUCGCGCUUCGAGAACGACCGCACCAUCUCCUUCAUCCCCCCUGACGGCGAGUCGGAGCUCAUGUCUUACCGCCUCAACACAGCGGUGAAGCCUCUCAUUUGGAUCGAGAGCGUGAUCGAGAAGUUCUCUCACAGCCGAGUGGAGAUCAAGGUGAAGGCUCGUAGUCAGUUUAAGAGUCGCUCUACUGCCAAUAAUGUGGUGAUCCUGGUGCCGGUUCCGAGUGACGCUGACUCGCCCAAAUUCAAGACCAGCACGGGCCAGGCCAAGUGGGUCCCCGAGAAGAGUGCUGUGGAGUGGACCAUCAGGUCCUUUCCUGGUGGAAAGGAGUUCAUGUUGAGAGCUCACUUUGGACUGCCAAGCGUGGAGAGCGAUGAGCUGGAGGCCAAGCGACCAAUCACGGUCAAGUUUGAGAUCCCCUACUUCACCGUCUCUGGAAUCCAGGUGCGCUAUCUGAAGAUUAUCGAGAAGACUGGCUACCAGGCUCUGCCGUGGGUCCGUUACAUCACACAGAGUGGAGAUUACCAGUUGCGGACCAAUUAGGAAGGAGAGCCAAACACCCCAAGAGCCCAAGAGGAUCUCUGUUGCCUCAGAUCUGUUUUUCCUCCCCCGACUUGGAUGUUUCCGAAACACUGACAGCAGAGCACGGGAGGGGAAUAAGUUAUACUGAAUGGCUAGAGUCGACCAACACUUCCAACUGCUAAUGUCCUACAUGUACAAAGCGUUGCGUCUGUCUGUGAGGUCUUCCCACCUUGCAGAGAGUUUUAUUUGAAGAGAAAAGGACUCUGGACUUUUUUUUACAUCAAGCCCUCUUUCAAAUUUCUACUUUUUUUGUUUUACUCUUGGAAUUGAUUGUCUUAUUAAAUUGUCUGUGUUUUCUAUUGUAAACCGUCUAAUAUCUGCAGGAUGAUUGAGGAGAAUAUUGUUAGCCGAUCGUGUGUCUGUGGCUGAUGGAGUGCAAGGGAUCUGAAGUUGCACUGUCUGCUUUUUUAUUACUGAGAGCGGGUUUGUAAGCAUAAUAUCCAAAGCUCAUGAAAUUAAUACCAAGAGCACAAAGAUCGAUGAUUAAGACCGAAGGCCUUGGCUCGUGCCAAAGCAAGAGCUGUAACACUAUACACAAACUAGAGACUUUGUAUCGAGGUGAGCUGCAGUAGCAGAAGCGGCAUAGAGACCUGAACAGUUACAGCACUGUGCAGUCAUCAUCCUCCCACAUCCUCAUGUCACUGGAACAGACAUGCCGUGUGCACACACAGCAGACAGUGAAACUUUACUCUCUCUUUCUCUGUCUCUGCCUUCAACUCAAGUCAGCAUCUCCAGCAUUUUCUCCCAAGACCAAAAUGCAGUAGCCUAGAAAUGCCAUACCCUACAUUCAAUGCUGGCUACUUACUGUAUGACGUUUUUUUUACUGGAAACUGGUGGAAAAGAGAUGCAAACUCUCCCAGGGAUAAUAAUAAAGCUGUGCUUUCCCAAAGUGCUGGCACUCCUCCACUCCACUCCACUCCACUCCAAUCCUGUAUAUAUUUUUUGGCCAUCCAACUGUACUGAAGUAGGUGUUGCCACAGGGAAGGUGCUCUGAGUCCGAGUAACUUUUUUUGCUUAUUGGGUAUGCAUCACGCUCCUUGUGUUAUCAGUGAUGCUUCCUGCCUGGUUAGGAUGCGAUGGGUUUACUGCAGAGGCUGCAGAAUUUCUUAUUGGUCGUCUGUAUGAAAGACAGAACUUUUCUUUCGGUUCAAUUUUUUUUUUCUUUGUUCAAAUUGCGGCUUCACAACAGAGCAGCAGUAUGAUAACUGGCCCUAAUAUUUAUUCCAUACCAAUACACAGCAGUGUGCUUUUAGGUUUAUUUAAUAAAUACUAUGUUAUAUUCAUGGGGGAUUUUGAAAUGGGUUUAUGAAUGAAUUUUGAGAAUAAAUAAAAUUUUGUAACUGA
Messenger RNA from Engraulis encrasicolus (European anchovy), 2785 nucleotides. RefSeq names its product adaptor related protein complex 1 subunit mu 3 (gene ap1m3). Gene Ontology annotation, molecular function: clathrin-cargo adaptor activity. The record is from RefSeq and is a predicted model, not a curated record. The coding region runs from base 131 to 1402 and encodes 423 amino acids. The transcript has 12 exons. Gene Ontology annotation, biological process: intracellular protein transport; vesicle-mediated transport. Lineage: Eukaryota; Metazoa; Chordata; Actinopteri; Clupeiformes; Engraulidae. Gene Ontology annotation, cellular component: clathrin adaptor complex; clathrin-coated vesicle.